Messenger RNA from Brassica rapa (field mustard), 3409 nucleotides. RefSeq names its product receptor-like kinase LIP1. Gene Ontology annotation, biological process: protein phosphorylation. NCBI's taxonomy places the organism in Eukaryota, Viridiplantae, Streptophyta, Magnoliopsida, Brassicales, Brassicaceae. The record is from RefSeq and is a predicted model, not a curated record. Gene Ontology annotation, molecular function: protein kinase activity; ATP binding.
AAAAAUGCAUUCCCUAAAGUUAUAGCUAACUAAAACUAGACUUAAAAUUAGAAUGAAGAAAAUGGAAAUAAGAAUGGAUAUCCAUGCUUUAAGGGAUUUAACACAAAAGUUGCAAAAACAGAAAAUAGAAAUUGUAAAAAAGAAAACAAAAAAAAUAACGUAGCAUGUUUCCCCUUCCUUCUCGCAUGGUUCAUCGGAGAACUUUAAUGUGUUCACGUCUUUCUGAUUGGCUUCAAAUUUUUCCUCUUUCUCUCUCUCUCCUCUUGCUCUCUUUCCUCUGUUUCGUUUCAUUACCAAUCUCCAGACAUUUCUUCAACAUUAACGUGGGUCCUUCAAUCGCUUGAAGGACCCCAUCAUUGUUAAUCCCCUCACAAAAUUUUCCUUCUUUUUUUUUAUUUUUUUGAAUAUUAGGUUUUUAGAUUUACACGAAAUGAUGAAUUGUUUCCCCUGUUUCACUUCACAAAAGAGUAGUAAUCCUCCUUCUGGGAAUGAGACUAACGAAAACAAUGAACAAGAAGUCAGACCACCACCUGUUGCUGCGGUAAAACAUAUAGAGGAAAGAGAAACAGAGCAACCACCGGUUAAAACAUUCAAUUUCCGGGAACUAGCGACGGCCACCAAGAACUUCCGGCAAGAAUGUCUUCUCGGAGAAGGUGGUUCCGGUAGGGUUUACAAAGGAACCCUUCAAUCUACUGGCCAGUUGGUAGCUGUAAAGCAGCUAGACAAGCAUGGACUACAUGGUACAAAAGAGUUUCAAGCUGAAGUCUUAUCAUUGUCCAAACUCGAACACCCGAAUCUCGUCAAGCUUAUAGGUUACUGCGCUGAUGGAGACCAACGGCUCUUAGUCUUUGAAUUCGUCUCCGGAGGCUCCCUUCCAGACCAUCUUUUCGAGCAAGAGCCAGGCCAGAAACCGAUCGACUGGCUCACGAGGAUGAAGAUUGCCUUCGGUGCAGCGCAAGGAUUGGACUACUUGCAUGAUAAAGUGAACCCACCGGUGAUAUACAGAGAUUUAAAAGCUGCUAACAUCUUGUUGGACGAUGAGUUUUACCCUAAGCUUUGUGACUACGGUUUGAAUAACCUAGCGCCAGGAGCAGGUGAUAGCAUGUUUCACUCUUCAUGUGUUAUGGACACUUAUGGCUACUCCGCGCCUGAGUACACUCGAGGGGAGGAUCUCACUGUUAAGUCGGAUGUGUACAGCUUUGGAGUUGUGUUGCUUGAACUCAUCACUGGUAGAAGAGCUGUUGACACCACUAAACCUAAUGAUGAACAGAAUCUAGUUGCUUGGGCACAACCGAUUUUUAGAGACCCGAAAAGAUACCCGGACAUGGCGGAUCCUCUCUUGAAGAAGAACUUCUCAGAGAGAGGGAUAAACCAAGCAGUGGCGAUAACGUCAAUGUGUUUACAAGAGGAACCAACUGCUCGUCCUUUGAUAAGCGAUGUAAUGGUUGCGCUUAACUUCCUUUCCAUGUCUACGGAAGAAGGUAUUCCAGAUAAGGUGCCGAUACUAUCCUUCAGGGACAAGAGCAUGUCGAUUGCUUUGAGCAGACACGGUUCUUGUUCUGUUACUCCCUUCUCUCUUCUUCAGAAAGAAGGAGACGACGACUCUUCCAGUGCUUCAUCGGAGUCAGAAGAUGAUGAUGAUGAAAAGAAAGAAGAGUCAAAGGGAAGUAAGAAGAAGCAAGAGGAGGAUUCAGGUGAUGAGUCUGGUUCAGAUGAUGAGAAGGGUCAAGAAGAGGUAGAGAAACCUGGAAGCUCUAAGAGCAGUUCCUCUGACUCUGGAAGCGAGAGAGCAAGUCCCAUUGAUGAAAGUAACGCAACUGCACAGAGUUUGGAGAUAAAGUAUAGUUAUAGCUCUGAGGAAGAAGAAGGAGAUAACGAGAGGCUAAGCAGCUCUAAAUCUGAUAAAGAUUGCACUUCUUUUCGGUAUGACAGCGAGAGGAAUCACGAUGAUUCGCCUAAGAACACAAGCAUUGCUCAUGAUGAUCAUAGUGAUGAUGAGGAAGAGGAGGAUCAUGAAACUCGGCUUGAGCACAUUCAAAGCUCAAAAUCUGAAGCCCACAGUGUUUAUUCAGAUGAUGAUGCAGGCGAGGAAAGUGGUGAGUCGUCUUUGAAUAGGGCUGAACCAGAGGAAGGUGACCACGGUUCUUCUGAUGAAGAGUGAAUCUUUGUCAAAAAGUUUUUCUCAGAAGUUUAUAACAUUCGCAACAUGAAAAAAAAAAUUGUUUCAAUUUUUCGUUUUGAAACAACACAAAAUUGUCACAUAAAUCUAAUAUACAUAUGUCACACUUUUAUGUAAAUAUAUCUUGAAUACUGUAUGUUAGGAAGAAAAAUGUUUACAAUACAUUUAUCUAACCAUUUGUUUUUCCAAAUCUUUCCAUUCUUUAUUGAUUUUGUAAGCUUAAACAAAUUUAUUAGCUUAGAAAUCAAUGUUACACCUUUCAAGGUUAAUAAGUACUUAAUGUGUAAAUUAUUCUGAUGGCUAGCUGCAGCAUAGGACAGGUUGUCUUGUGGGAUGCUUGAGGGAAGUUUAGAACUGGUGCUUAUCAUCUUUUCUCGAGGAAUACCAGAAGCGUGCGGGUUUGAGAUGGAGACAAAGAGAUCUAAGGUAAUGUUAAUACAGCAUCUUUUGUCAGUACAAUGGUUAUGGUCUCAAGAGGAGAAAGCUUCUGUAUUAAACCUCAAGCCACCAAAGGGUAAAAGCACUGAUUGUUAAAUUUUCCCUCUUUUUUAAGAUUUAAAUUGUUUACAUUUGUCGUAAUGGUGAUGAUUCUUAUGAAUUUUCGGUAUAGUUUUUAGCACCUUGAGAAAACAGAGGAAUUGAUUCUCUUUUGAAUGUACAGUUAGAGAAAUUUACAGAUGGAUUAUUAAGAUACUAACAACACUUGUCGCUUUUGUUUUGUUAAUCAUAAGAACAAACACAAUUAAGAUACCAAGGCAUUGAUUGUGGUUUACUUAAGCCAUCUACAGAAAGACAGUAUGUAACAGAGUCAAUUUUCAACUUAAUUCGGAUUCUUAAAAAAAAAAGGUAGCAAAUGUGCAUCCUGGUGCUGCACAAGCACAAUGAGAAUAAGAUUCAUUCUUUUUAAAUGAAAAGAAAAACAAGACCGCAUCUUAACUGGUUCAGAUGCUUUGAAAGCUUGCAGCUUUAAAAAAAAAAGCAAAUAAACUGAACACACAAGCAAAAUCUAUAUCUAAGCUUUUCAGACAUCGAAUCAAAGUACUAAUCUCUUUAACUCUUAUUAAAAUCCUCGCAGAUUUCACCGAAAGAUAAAGCUUUAAUUAGAGGCUUAACGAACAUUUAUGAUCAGAGAGACAUACGAUUUUCAGGCAUCAAACCAAACAUACCAAUCUCUUGUCUGAUUGAAAUCAAAGAGCCAAUUCCAAACCUCCAUAUAAGUUAGAAACAAAA